UGGUGUUGACCAAUUGCAUUGAUAAUCUGAUGGUCUAUAAUGUGGGCCUGGGCAUUACUUCCUGUUAUCCUGGCAGUAGGAGGCACAGCUGGUAUCUGGGCAGUGUAUGGAGUUGCAGUAUCCAAUGAAUCUGUUAAUCUGACUGCAGGAUUCCCAUACAUCAGCGCAUGUGGUGCCUACUACCCCCAGAGCUGCUGGUUCUCACAGAUCUGCAAUGUGAGCAGUUUUCUGAUCAUAUGGAUUGUGGUGAUCCGCUAUCAGCAGGUGCGUGACCUGGGUUACCAGUGUCGCCGUACCAACCUGGCAGCCCUGGUUCUCGGCUCCAUAUCCUCUAUAGGGAUAUCUAUCCUUGGCAACUUCCAGCAGUCUGUGUCUUUGGGGAUACACCUGUUUGGCGCUUUCCUGGCCUUCAUUGUGGGUCUGGUGUACUUCUGGAUGCAGCUGUGGCUCACUUAUAAGGCUGAACCGUCUCAGGACCGCCACUGGCUGGGACCACUACGCGCCGUCCUCUGCAGCCUCUGCACUGUGUUCCUUAUUGCCAUGGUUGUGCUGCACAACACGGGCUCCAAGUCUCCUGCAGCCAUGUGCGAGUGGGCUCUGGUCAUGACCUUUUUCCUCCUCUUUGCCUCCUUUGCCGCCGAGUUCCGGCUCAUCGAAUGCCACCAGCUCACUGUGCACAAGCAGAUAGGGGCAAAGAAAAAACAGCAGCCUGACCAUCGCCGGGAACCCUGAGAGAUAGCCUGCAUGGUUUGAGCCAUCUCCUGGUAGCUCUGGAGUGAUCGCUAAAGCACUACAGGAUUAUCAGUGCUGUUUUCAGAGUGAAUUAGGCAGUGCUAUGGACGUGAUAUUGCACUUGCUAAGGGGGCGCUGUGUAUGUUUGUGUUAUGUGUGGGACAUUGUUGGAAAGUGUUGUGGUGUCACCACCUAGUGUCCGCAUUUUGUCUCCAGUUUCACAUUCAUAAUACCAAAGAUUGUAGAUUGAUAAUACUUUCAACAAAAUCUGAAAAGCACAAGGAAACAAGCCAUACUUGAACACCACCAACCCCUAAGUUAAAUAAUGACAUUUACUCCAUGUAGCCCAUGCAUUUUUAGUUGAUAGAAAUGCAUGCAGGCCUUUCAAAGCUUUGUUUGUGGGUUAUUUAUUCAUUCAUAAUAAAUAUUUCAAUUAUC
Alosa alosa (allis shad) is the source of this 1170-nucleotide messenger RNA. RefSeq names its product modulator of macroautophagy TMEM150B-like. The transcript is spliced from 7 exons. The record is from RefSeq and is a predicted model, not a curated record. Bases 40 to 732 code for a protein of 230 amino acids. Lineage: Eukaryota; Metazoa; Chordata; Actinopteri; Clupeiformes; Clupeidae.